This is a messenger RNA of Aspergillus niger, 303 nucleotides long. RefSeq lists its product as hypothetical. The transcript has 2 exons. Bases 1 to 303 code for a protein of 100 amino acids. The record is from RefSeq and is a predicted model, not a curated record. NCBI's taxonomy places the organism in Eukaryota, Fungi, Ascomycota, Eurotiomycetes, Eurotiales, Aspergillaceae.
AUGUCAGGGAAAGCUGAACAUCUGAUGAGAGGGGAAAGACAGAGUGGGAGGGAAAGGUCGAGUGAGGAGACCACCUGCGAUGGAGGACAGACCGUUGACCAGGACCCUCAACACGGCGAUCCGUCGGUCGCGAUUUCAUUUGUGUACUGCCUGGAAGUAAAACAGCUAGUUGUAGUACCUAGUCCUACUACAGAGUCAUUUUCAGGCUGCCUCUGCCUAUUUUGCACGGAGCCUUUCCGUAGUGCCGUGAGCAUAAACAGGGAACCAGUCGUCCAUGACAAGAUCACAGACCUGCCAGAUUGA